Mangifera indica (mango) is the source of this 666-nucleotide messenger RNA. RefSeq lists its product as uncharacterized. The record is from RefSeq and is a predicted model, not a curated record. Bases 1 to 666 code for a protein of 221 amino acids. Gene Ontology annotation, molecular function: nucleic acid binding; zinc ion binding. NCBI's taxonomy places the organism in Eukaryota, Viridiplantae, Streptophyta, Magnoliopsida, Sapindales, Anacardiaceae. The transcript has a single exon.
AUGGGUUCUCUUCAAGCAUACGAAGAAAGGUUUAAAGAAGAUGACCAACCAGUCGAACAAACAUUGCAGACUAAGUUGACGAUGCGAGAUUCCAAAAGUGAAAGUAGUAAUAGAAGUUGGCGAAGAGGAAGAGGCCGAGGGAAAAGAAGAGGUUGUGGAAGACAAAAUUAUGGACAAGACAAAGAAGAUGAAGUAGAAACUAACUACAAUCAAAGGGGAUGUGGUCGAGGACAAAGUAGUGGCAGAGGCAGAGGUAACAAAACAGAGAUAAAGUGUUAUAAUUGUCAGAAAUUUAGACAUUAUGCAUCCGAAUGCUGGCACCGAAAGGAAAACAGGGUACAUUUUGUUGAAAAAGAAGAAAAAAUGCAAGAUGAUAUUCUGCUACUGGCCUGCAACAGUUCAAAAGCAAGUGAAUCUAGCACCUGGUACUUGGAUAUAGGCGCCUCGAACCAUAUUUGUGGAUCUAAAGAGUGCUUUGCUGAACUUAAUGAAAGCUACUCAGGUGAAAUUGUAUUUGGAGAUUUAUCUAGAAGACUAGUAAAGGGAAAAGGUCAAAUUAUGUUGGAACUGAAGAAUGGAGAGCACAAAUAUAUUGGAGGAGUGUAUUACGUACCAGACAUGAAAAACAACAUCUUAAGUAUGGGGCAGCUACUUGAAAAGGGAUAA